UCGAGCCCUUGUUGGGAAAAUGCACGAAUUUCAACAAAUGUCAUCGUUCUGCGGUGCGAUUAUUUGUACGAUAUCGUAUGGACCUGCGUUAAGAUGCCGAGAAUCGGCUCUAUUUUCGUUGCGAAGUUUAUGGCAGAAAACGGAUCAUUUGGGAUUCGUGACGGACUCCGUUCAAUGUUUGUUUUGCCGAAAAAUCGCUAAGGUGGGCGACCGAACUCACGGAAAGAACAUAAAAAUAUGGCUGAAUCGAACGAACGGACCGACGUGCGCGUGCACAACAAUUAAUUAUUGUAACGAUUGCGUUGUUCAGCGCGAAUGUCGUUAUCCAUUCGAAAUUAUUGUCAACGCGUACGAAUAUCGAUGGAUCGUUUUCGACGAGACGAACGGUCGAAACGGAGAUGAACCGAACGGACUAGUGAUAGUGCGAUAUAAAUACGCGAUUAAAACACUAUCCGCGUGCCCGGUAAUAACACUGGACACCUAUUGUUACGCGUGUACAUUGUAA
Messenger RNA from Sipha flava (yellow sugarcane aphid), 505 nucleotides. RefSeq lists its product as uncharacterized. The coding region runs from base 20 to 505 and encodes 161 amino acids. The record is from RefSeq and is a predicted model, not a curated record. The transcript is spliced from 2 exons. Lineage: Eukaryota; Metazoa; Arthropoda; Insecta; Hemiptera; Aphididae.